Microthlaspi erraticum is the source of this 1263-nucleotide messenger RNA. NCBI's taxonomy places the organism in Eukaryota, Viridiplantae, Streptophyta, Magnoliopsida, Brassicales, Brassicaceae. The record is from the annotation of a GenBank genome assembly.
AUGGCCUCGUUUCCUGCAACAACGGAGUCUAUCACUCAAGCUCUAGAAGCUAAGAACUCCGAAGAUUCCAUUUCAAUCCUCUACCGAAUCUUGGAAGAUGCUUCAACGUCUCCAGAAGCUCUACGCAUCAAAGAGCAAGCGAUCUCAAACCUCUCCGAGUUUCUCUCCAAGGAGAAGAGAGCAGAGGAUCUCCGGAUGCUCUUAACUCACCUCAGACCCUUCUUCACUCUCAUCCCAAAGGCCAAAACUGCUAAAAUCGUCAGAGGAGUCAUCGACGCCGUUGCGAAGAUCCACGGAACAACCGAUCUCCAAAUCAGUCUCUGCAGAGAGAUGGUCGAAUGGACACGUGUCGAGAAGCGCACUUUCCUCAGGCAGAGAGUAGAGACGAAGCUUGUUUCUCUCUUGAUGGAGAAGAAGGAGUUCGUCGAAGCCUUGGCGCUGAUUACGAACUUGGUGAAAGAAGUAAGGAGAUUAGAUGAUAAGCUUCUUCUUGUUGACAUUGAUUUGCUUGAGAGCAAACUUCACUUCUCGCUGAGAAACUUACCAAAGGCUAAAGCUUCACUCACUGCCGCUAGAACCGCGGCGAAUGCUAUCUACGUCCCACCAGCUCAACAGGGCACCAUUGAUCUGCAGAGUGGGAUUCUUCACGCGGAAGAGAAAGAUUACAAGACUGCUUACAGUUACUUCUUUGAAGCGUUUGAGUCUUUCAACGCUCUCGCGGAUCCGAGAGCUGUGUUCUGUUUGAAAUACAUGUUGCUGUGUAAGAUCAUGGUGAGCCAAGCUGAUGACGUUGCAGGGAUAAUCUCUUCAAAGGCUGGAUUGCAGUACGUUGGCUCCGAUCUUGAUGCCAUGAAAGCAGUUGCUGAUGCUCAUGCCAAGAGGUCUUUGAAGUUGUUUGAGAGUGCGGUUCGUGACUUUAAGGUGCAGCUUGAGGAAGAUCCGAUUGUCCACAGGCAUUUGUCUUCUCUCUACGACACGCUUAUGGAGCAGAACUUGUGCCGUCUGAUUGAGCCGUUUUCGAGAGUGGAGAUUGCUCAUGUCGCUGAGAUGAUUGGACUGCCGAUUGACCAUGUGGAGAAGAAACUCUCUCAGAUGAUUCUUGACAAGAAGUUUGCAGGUGUUCUUGAUCAGGGAGCUGGGUGUCUCGUUGUGUUUGAAGAUCCAAAGGCGGAUUCUAUCUACUCGGCGACUCUUGAUACCAUUGCAAACGCAGGGAUGGUUGUUGAUAGUCUCUAUGCUCGUUCUGCCAAAAUCAUGGCUUGA